Didymella exigua CBS 183.55 is the source of this 530-nucleotide messenger RNA. RefSeq lists its product as uncharacterized. NCBI's taxonomy places the organism in Eukaryota, Fungi, Ascomycota, Dothideomycetes, Pleosporales, Didymellaceae. The record is from RefSeq and is a predicted model, not a curated record. The transcript has a single exon. Bases 116 to 391 code for a protein of 91 amino acids.
UGGUGGAACGACAGUAGCAACGCUCGUCCUCACGUGUAGGCAUGCAGUACUUGAGGGCUCUAGCUUGUACGCUUCACAUGUCAGUUGGGCUCCGAGCGCAAUAGGCGGCGAUGCCAUGUCCAUGCUGCAGGCUCGAGGCAUCCCUGACGGACGUGCCGAAGCGAAGACGAGACGGGAAGGAACUCAUGCAUAUGUACCGCAAAACCUACGGCAUUUGGCACUUCCAGCGUCGCCUUGUCUUAUGCCAGCCCCCUUUCAUCCGCCAACAGCGCGCGCAAGCACAGCGCUCAAUGCGCACUUGUUUGAUGUCGGUUUUGAGUACCAACCUGCCCUUUCGCUUCACCAGCGCGGACGGUUGAAGGAUCAAAAGGGCAGCGCGAGGCGCCUCUAGUGCCCGACAACAUGCAACCUGCAGAUGCAUGAUGUUGGAUCCCGAGGCUGUGCCCCCAUUUUACAGCAGAUCAUCGUAUGACGGUUGGCGCCAUGAGCUUUUCUUGACCACAGUCGUUACUCGUACGAGAUGCGGAAGU